GUGGAGGGAUCAAGUUCUCCUGGCGCACGGUCAGGGCACCAGGGACGGUUUCCAUUGGCUGUCUAGCGCGCCGCCGUCGGACAAGUUGAGUUUUCCUACCUUCUUUUUCCCCGGAUUUCCAUUCAAGCGUCAAGCAAACGGUCCAAAUCAACGCUGGUUGAUGAGGCAGGCCACACCGUGCGGCGCACGGUUGGUUGCUGGCCAUCAACAAGCAAAGCGCAAGUCUCACUUGAGGCUUUGCAGGCCGUGCUCAGCACGAAUCUGGACGUCAAGCAACGGGGUCGUUAUUAAUCGGCGUCACUGCGAUUAACCAAAGCUGCAAUACUGUUGGUGGGCUAGUCACCUACAAGAGAGCCUUGGAUUACACUAGGGCAGGUUAACCUCAGUUCAGCAUUGAACGCAUGCUUCUUCCUCCAGCGGAAGACCUCCGCACAAACGCCAUGAAUCUCCAGCCUCCCUUGCCAUUCCUACACCCCCACCUCUGAAACGAACUGCGGGACAAUUCAUUAUUCAUUAUGGACUCAAUUCCGUUGAGAUGCACUGACACUCUGCAGCUGGAAUAGGCGGCAAUACUGGAUGCAUAUUUGAGCACGUCUUACACCCCGGAGAAGGAGCCCUGCUUAUUCAGCAGUCAAAUGCCGGCAGUGUUUCGGGCAGCAUCCGCUAGCAGUGCUAGCAUAGCACUGUUCCAUCGUCGUGUGGACGGCCGAAGAGAUCAUUCGCGAUUUUUUCAACCCAUUCAUAUGGUAAGAGCAACUUGCUCUUAUUAGCGUUCUUUUUUGAACUUCUUCAGCUUGUAAAGGAAAAGCUAAAGUAAGAGCACAUGCUCUUAAAGUGAUCUGUCUCGGUACUUCGAUUUGGCGCCAAAACACAGAUAUGCACAAACAUUUCUUUUGUGCAAUGGACCGCAGUAGAUUGGACACGGAGCGUCGGCUGCGCGCCAUGGAAGCAGCAUUCGCUCGUGAGCGGCAACAGCGCGAUCUACUUGAGAAGAAGUACGCGCGUUUGAAGCGGCGCUAUGUGCGGCUGGAGCGCUCACAUAACCGCCUCCUGAUGGAUUCGAAUGGGGUGCGUCAUUUCUCCAAAUAUUGACGUAGUUUAUUACUUGAAAUGCUGAUGAGUUUCUGCUAUCCGCUGUCGUAAAAAGAGCGAUAAUGGCGGUCAAACGUCCACUUCACAAUCCGACACGUCACAGAGUGUCGAGUCCACGCCGAACUCGCGGACAUCAUCGUUUUCGGUGAUAGACCUCACAAGUCCCCGUCCUCGCUCCAGCUCCGCAAUGACAAGCAACAACGAUCCACAAAACAGCGUGUCGAGAAGCUUGCGGAGCUAUGCGCUGGAUGACAUCUGCGCUGAAAGCCCGACUUCGUCUCUCGGGUCUCCACAACUAUCGACAAGGGAAUCACACAAUAGUGACGAUCAGGAGGAGAAGGAAAAUACGCUAGAGAACUGGCGAACCAACUCUGAAAGGACGUACUCGACGCCUUCGUCACGAAGGCGACUGCACUUGGAUUUCACUCUGCCUUCCAGCUUUACCGAUUCAAACCAAGCAAUAUCGAGUCCGUCGCGACGGAUGCAGCGCCAUGGACUACACUUAGACCAAUCGACCACUUCACACAGUUCUCCACAAUCGACUCACUCCAUGACACUGCACAGUGGGGAGCCCCGUACCCGCACUCGACCGCGUCUUGGCUUUCACCAUCAUUCACCAGAACGAACUGCUGCGCGUGCGUAUGGAUACGAGCUCGAACAGGAACUGGAGCCUCGUACGCAUCAUCAUGAUAGAUAUGGCUGGGCGUCUGAUCCAUCCCCGGCACCGUCUCCUGUGGCGGCAGCGACAAACUCAUCGCCGGUGCCACCGACAAUCCCUUCUCCCGCACCACGACCCAGGGCUGAGAGCGACGAGGAGGCUUCGCUUGCUUUGGCACGUUAUCUCCAGCAACAAGAGAAUAUUGCCGCAUUCGAAGAGUAUGAGGCACGUCUACUCCGAGAAUCGGUUCAGCAAGAAUACAACCAGCAAGCUCAUUUGUCUAACAACUUGCUAUUAUCGGGAUUGGAGGGUCAGCAGCGCAAUAUCGACCCGGAUAAUAUGUCCUAUGAAGAACUCUUGAGGCUUGGAGAGGAAGUCGGGGACGUGAAAAAGGAAAGGUGGCGGCAAAUGGCUGUUCGAGUGCUGUCAAGUCUCCCAACCCAUAAAUGGACACAUGGCCACGGUGACGAUACUUGUAUCAUCUGCCAGUACAAUUUUGUACCGAAUGACCGAGCGAUGACACUUCCGUGUGCUCACGUGUUUCACGAAGAUUGCGUUGGUGGCUGGAUUCGUGAAAACAACAGUUGUCCUCUAUGCAAACGGGAAAUCACUUCGAUGUAGGGAUUUUUUUGUAGGGAUGAAUGCAGAUAUUUUGCACAAAUACAUUCAAACUCUGAGCACUAC
Molecule: messenger RNA, 2434 nt
Organism: Phytophthora nicotianae INRA-310
Lineage: Eukaryota; Oomycota; Peronosporomycetes; Peronosporales; Peronosporaceae
Exons: 5
Coding region: 1280-2371 (363 amino acids)
Biological process (GO): negative regulation of organ growth; protein ubiquitination
Molecular function (GO): ubiquitin-protein transferase activity
Source: RefSeq, a predicted model, not a curated record